AUCUACUAACCUCAUUUCUCCAUUCAUUCCUUAACAAAGUUGAAACUACUUCUCAAGUUCCUGCUCUCCGUUCAUCAGCAUCAGAACUAGGAUUCAUCCUUUUCAUAUUCAGAUCACGCAACGGAAGAUGAGGGCCAUGGUCUUCUCAGUCUUGCUGGUUUUGGCCAUUUUCUCGGCUUCUUGUUUGCAACCAGCUGAAAUGAGGCCGCUGAAGGAAGAAGGCGGUGCUGAUGAUAAUCAUUUAUUGCUGUUGCAGUCCCUGCAGCGGGGUCCGGUAAGCGGGUCGGGUCCCAAUCCGUGCACCAACAUCCCCGGUCGGAACCCGGGAUCCUGCACCCGUGCGGUGGCUGCGAUGAAUGUCGCCGGCAGUGUAUUCGCUCGCCGGCCUCCUCUUGCAGUUUCUCAACUCGUCGUCGCUUCGACUACAACUACAAGGCAGUCUGGUCGUCGACAGUUUGCUGGGAGUUCUUGACCACUUUUCUUUAAUUCUUAGGAGUAUUUUCUUGACUAUUAUUCAUGCUAAAGGUUGGUGUGAAUUCUGUUAUUUAAUUUAUUAUUUGGUUCGGUUUUAUGUAAAAAAUUUCAAGCUCACUUUACUUUUGAGUCUCCAAGAAAACCAAAUGUAUGGU
Messenger RNA from Linum trigynum, 629 nucleotides. The record is from the annotation of a GenBank genome assembly. Lineage: Eukaryota; Viridiplantae; Streptophyta; Magnoliopsida; Malpighiales; Linaceae.